Messenger RNA from Capsicum annuum, 828 nucleotides. RefSeq lists its product as uncharacterized. Bases 136 to 606 code for a protein of 156 amino acids. The transcript is spliced from 5 exons. The record is from RefSeq and is a predicted model, not a curated record. NCBI's taxonomy places the organism in Eukaryota, Viridiplantae, Streptophyta, Magnoliopsida, Solanales, Solanaceae.
CUCCUAGCAAAUGCUUAUAAAUACAUGAGAGAGAGAGGCCAUUGUUGAAAGCAAAAGUAAUACUACUAUUUGAAAGAAAAUGAAUUAAAACUAUACUCUUAUUGUCUUUCCAAAGGUAUCUUUUGUAGGAAAAAUAUGAAGAAAGAUUGGUGUAAGAGACAAUGGUGUUUUAUUCUUGGAUUAUUGGGAAUUGUUCUUCUGGUAUUUCUGCUAAUUGAAUGUUUAAGAACAAGGAGAAAUAUUCAGAAGAGCAUCAAUUUGGACAUGCAAUUCUACCCUCCAGUACAAUUAAUUAGACUAAAAAAUCAUGUGUUGGUUGAUAAUGGAAUAUUGAACAUCACAUUUUCUUGUCCAGAGGGAAUGAUUACUAGUAUACAAUAUAAUGGCAUUGAUAAUUUGUUGGAAAAUAAAAAUAAAGAAAAUAAUAGAGGAUAUUGGGAUAUUGUUUGGAAAAAAGCAGAAAAAUCAGGAAACAUCUAUGACAAACUUGAAGGGACAAAGUUUGAAAUUAUAUUGCAAGAUGAAAAUCAAGUAGAGCUUUCAUUCAAAAGGAUUUGGAAGACAUUAAAUUCUUCAAGUCUUUCUAUGAAUAUUGACAAAAGGUGAAGUGUAAGUCUUUAAUCCUUGCCUUAAUUACCACUAAUAUGUUUCAUUUUUUUAAAAUUUUUUUUGGUGACUUUAUUUUUUAAUGAUUGAUCACAUUAUUUUUUUUCCAAAUAGAAAACCAUAAAGAUUAAUUAAAGUUGGGCAAACAACAUAAAUCACGACGAUUUGAAGCUUAAUUACAGCAAAUAUCAACAUUUUUUUUAACUGCUGAAAAUCUUGAUU